Molecule: messenger RNA, 378 nt
Organism: Juglans microcarpa x Juglans regia
Lineage: Eukaryota; Viridiplantae; Streptophyta; Magnoliopsida; Fagales; Juglandaceae
Exons: 1
Coding region: 1-378 (125 amino acids)
Source: RefSeq, a predicted model, not a curated record
AUGGUGGAAUUUGCCUACAAGAAUAGUUUUCAGGCUACCAUUCAGAUGGCACCCUAUGAGGCUUUGUACGAAAGAAAAUGCAGAUCCCCAUUGUAUUCGGAUGAAGCGGGUGAAAGGAAAAUGCUAGGACUCGAAUACUUACAAGAAGUUCAGAGACAAGUAACUGUGAUUCAAGAAAGAAUGAAAGCAGCUCAGAACAGGCAGAAGAGCUAUGCCGAUAACCGACGGAGGAAUUUGGAGUUUGUAGUAGGAGAUUGGGUAUACCUCAAAGUAUCGCCCAUGAAAGGAGUCGUAUGUUUCAGUAAAAAGGGAAAGUUAAGUCCUCGAUUCAUAGGACCCUUUGAGAUAAUCGAAAGAGUCAGUUCAGUAGCUUACUGA